AAUGCACAUCUCCAUAAAGUGGUAUGGUGUAUGACGUAGAGAGGGGCGUGAAAAAAACGAAACAACGAGAAAAACAAGAACAAUGCUAGACAUAAUGAUACGGUACUCGAAACGAAAUAUUUUCUGUUAUUGAAAAAUAUAAAAUUGACAUUUGGAAAAAAGAAAACGGACUGCCGUUAGCGAGUGAGCGAAAGUGAAUUUCGCAAGAUGUCCGAAGGGGACAUGGAAAAAACGCGCGUGGAAGAUUACGCGCGCAACGAGGAACGUCACUCACGCGAGAAGGAGGAGGGGGAAGAAUUGCGCGUAAAAAAAUGCUCCAGCGAAGGAGAAGAAGAAGGAGAAGGCGAGCAACACUCUCCAUCUCCCUCUCGCAACGAGAAGGAACAGUCGCGAGAAGAGGAGCAGGAACAGUCGCGAGAAGAGGAGCAGGAGCAGUCGCGAGAAGAGGAGCAGUCCUGCGAGGAGGAAAGGUCCUUCGAUGUGGAGCAGGAGCACCAGCAGGAGCAUUCGCAGGAAGAGGAGCAGCACUCGCAGGAGCUCUCGCCAGGUGAAGAUUACUCGCUCCAGAAGGAGAACUUGCCCCUAGAGGAGCCCCCAGAGAGCCAGGAGGAACAUUCGCACAACGAGGAGAACUUCGCUGACGAAGGACUCUUGGCCGACGAGGAGCUGCCCGUUGAGGUGGACGAGGAGCAGGCACAGCCGAUGGAGGAGGAGCAGACGCCCUACGAGGAGCAGCCGCGUGACGGCUGGGCAUCCGGAUUCGAGGAGCCGGAAGCCUACGAUGUGCAGCCUGCGUCCUACGAUGUGCAGCUGUACGGGGAGGAUCCCUCGCAGCAGCCGCUGUACGACGAGCAAUCCCGCUACUUGGAUGUCACCACGGACUGCUACAUGGUUGAGGUGGAUGCGGAGGAGAAAGGUGCCGAGGCGGUGGGGGUGGCCGAGGAGGAGCUGAACCCCAUCGAUGUGGUCGAUCCCACAGGCUUGGCUCAGUCCCCGGGCCAGCCCGAAGCGGAUGAGGAUGGUGCGCCGCCGGCCAAGCGGGAUAAGCCGCAGCCGCAGCCUCUGCCUCUGCCUCCGCCUGCGCCUGCGCCGCUCUACGUGAACAGCCCCGUGACGGAGGACAGCAGCAGCAGCAACAGCAGCACGACGACCUCCGGCAGCAGCGGCAGCGGCAGCAGCUCGCGCCACUCCGAGGACUUCGAUGAUUCCACCAAGGAUGAGGCGUCCGUGGACACGGUCAUCUACGUGGAGGAGCCGCAGCCGCAGCCGCAGCCCAUGAAGUAUCCCAUGAUGGAUCCGGAUGCACCGACCAAGCCCAUCAUCACCGAGGUGGUGACCAUACCCGCACCGCGGGUGAAUCUCUUGCGCUAUCCCAUGCCGAGCAUGCCGAACAUGCCGAACAUUCAGCAUCACAUGCCGCCGCCACCGCCGCGGCGGCCGCUCGACUGCGAUCUCGAUGCCGAUGAGGUGGCCAUGCCCGGUCUGCCGGCCAAGGAUUGUGGCGAUAACAUCAAUCUGCCGCCGUACAUACCAGAGCCGGAGCCGGAACAGGAGCCAGAGGCAGAGGCAGAGGCAGAGGCAGAUCCCGAGCCAGAGCCGGAGCCAGAGCCCGAGCCGAAGCGGGAGACUCCCCGCCAGCAGUUUAUUUAUCCGCGCCAGCCGCUCGACUACCAGCCACAGCCGCGCGCGCUGGUGCAGCAGGUGCCGGACAACCAGCAGUUUGUCUAUCCGCGCAAGCCGCUCGAUCUGCCGCCGGACAACCAGCAGUUUGUGUACCCCCGGCAGCCGCUGCCGCCGGUGCAGACGGAGCAGAUCGUACAGGACAAGUACCUGCCGCCGCGGCUGCCCGCGCGCCAGCUCAUCGACUCGUACAAAAUCAAGCAUCGUCCGCCGUCGGGCGAUCGUCGGCGCAUGCCGCCGCCCGGGCCCAUGCGCACGGUGCUCGGUGCGGAGAUGGUGAACAUAUCGGACGACGAGGAUGAUCUGAGCGACGUGGAGCAGACCCGAAGCAGGAGCAGGAGCAGCAGCAGCAGCGGCAACGGCAGCGGCAGCGGCGGACACAGCACCAGCGGCAGCGAGAACGAGUCCGAGGACGACGACUACAUCCUCAUCGAGCACGACAGCAACUCGGCGGAAGCGGGAGCGGGAGCGGAGGCGGGGCCAGAAACGGAAACGGAAACGGAGACAGAGGCAACGGCGGGCUCGGGGGAUCUGGGCGAUGGGAUUGUGGUGAACGAGGAUUCGGAGAAGGUCUACUACAUACGGCGGGAGGACGGCACCGUGCAUGCCGGCCGCGUGCUGCAGUCGCGCAUCACGGAGAACAUUCUGAUGCCCAACGAGUACUACGUGCACUAUGUGGGCCUCAACCGCCGGCUGGACGAGUGGGUGGGUCGCCACCGCAUCUCGGACAACGCCGACGACCUGGGCGGCAUCACGGAGACCACGGAGGCCAGCAGCCUGCUGCAGCUGGACUGCGACCAGCCGGGCACCAGCCGCGAGAUGCUGCAGCAGCAGGCGCUGCUCGCGCAACAGCAGCAGCUGCUGCUGCAGCAACAGCAGCAGCAGCGGGAGCUGGAGAAGGAGCGCGCGCUGCGGGAGGGCAACAAGGACUACUAUCUGUCGGCGUGCGAGAACAACCGCUACGACUACAGCGACCGCAAGAUGACGCGCUACCAGAAGCGGCGCUACGACGAGAUCAACCACGUGCAGAAGAGCCACGCGGAGCUGACCGCCUCCCAGGCGGCGCUCGAGAAGGAGCACGAGUCCAUCACGAAGAUCAAGUACAUCGACAAGCUGCAGUUCGGCAACUACGAGAUCGACACCUGGUACUUCAGCCCCUUCCCCGGGGAGUACGGCAAGGCGCGCACCCUCUACGUCUGCGAGUACUGCCUGAAGUACAUGCGCCUGCGGCGCACCUACAGCCACCACACGUACAAGUGCCGCAAGCGGCAUCCCCCGGGGCGCGAGAUCUACCGCAAGGGCAACAUAUCCAUAUUCGAGGUGAACGGCAAGAACGAGCCGCUCUACUGCCAGCUGCUCUGCCUGAUGGCCAAGCUCUUCCUCGACCACAAAGUGCUCUACUUCGACAUGGACCCGUUCUUCUUCUACAUUCUGUGCGAGGUGGACCGCGAGGGCAGCCACAUUGUGGGCUACUUCUCGAAGGAGAAGAAGUCGCCGGACAACAACAAUGUGGCCUGCAUCUUGGUGCUGCCGCCGCAUCAGCGCAAGGGCUUCGGCAAGCUGCUGAUCGCCUUCAGCUACGAGCUGUCGCGGCGCGAGGGCGUCAUCGGCAGUCCCGAGAAGCCGCUGUCGGAUCUCGGGCGACUCAGCUACCGCAGCUACUGGGCCUUCACGCUGCUGGAGCUGAUGCGCAACCGCGUCUCGCUGGAGCAGACCACCAUCAAGGAGCUGAGCGAGGUGAGCGGCAUCACCCACGACGACAUCAUCUACACGCUGCAGUCGAUGAAAAUGAUCAAGUACUGGAAGGGGCAGAACGUCAUCUGCGUCACCACCAAGACCAUCUUCGACCACCUGCUGCUGCCGCAGUUCAAGAAGCCCAAGCUGACCAUCGACCGCAACUACUUGUUCUGGAAUCCCAGCAACAUGCGGGCCCCAGCCCGCCCGCCACUGCCCAUCAACGCGACGGCCCUGGGCCAGAUACCAACACAAUAAUUAACUUACUCCCAUUAACUUACAACAGCAACACCAUUCUGAACGUUUACAGUUUACACACUUAUUUAGGUGACUUUUUCCACAUAUUUAAACUCUUUUUGUGUCUAGUCUCGUAGGUUUUAGGCUUAAAUCAUCAUUACUCGUGUCUGUCUCCAAAUAUUGUUUUACCUUUAUUGGGCAACAAAUUGUAAAUCGCAAAUUCUAUUUAACAUUUUUAGUUUCAAUUUAUACACAACACCUUUACAUGUUAUCCUUUCACAUGUUAUCACUUACAUGUUUUUAAUUAACUUAUUUGUUAUAAGCAAACAAAACAAAAACAAAAACACAAGAAACCUAACCUCAAACCGAAUGAUGCAAAUAAAUUGGAAACAAAGAAGGAGCGCUGUGUACAGCAGCGUACACAAAUAUAGCACUUCUUCACUUCGCCUAAAAAAAA
Molecule: messenger RNA, 4108 nt
Organism: Drosophila subobscura
Lineage: Eukaryota; Metazoa; Arthropoda; Insecta; Diptera; Drosophilidae
Gene: mof
Product: males-absent on the first protein
Exons: 1
Coding region: 208-3672 (1154 amino acids)
Biological process (GO): regulation of DNA-templated transcription
Molecular function (GO): histone acetyltransferase activity
Source: RefSeq, a predicted model, not a curated record